UUUCCUUUUCCCUCCCAUACACCACACCACUGGAGGAAUCAUCAUGAAACACCCUCUGCACCCUGCACUCCCAAAAGGCCCUUCUCUUCAUCGAAACCUCUCCUCCCUUAAAUUCACCCCUUUAAACCCCCUCCUCCUCUCACUUCUCACUCCCUCUCCCGGAAAACCAUGAAAAUCACUUCUCACCCGCUCUUCUUCUUCUUGUCUUUAUUCAUCUUCAGAACCAGUGUGGGUUUCUCUGCAACUCUCCCUCUUCAAUUCCUUUCUUUGCUCUCCCUUAAAUCCUCUCUCAAGGACCCUCUCUCCUCUCUCCGCGACUGGAACCCCACCACCGUUACUAGCUCUUCUUCUUCUACGCCUCUCUGGUGUUCCUGGACAGGGGUUGUAUGUGAUCGAAAUACCUCCCAAAUUACCUCACUCGAUCUCUCUCACAAGAACCUCUCUGGAUUCAUUCCUGCAGAAAUCCGUUUUUUAUCUCAACUGAACAUUCUGAACCUCAGCGGCAAUGCAUUUGAAGGAACCUUUCCUACCGCCAUUUUUGAAUUAUCGAUGCUCAGGACACUGGACAUCAGUCACAACAAUUUUAAUGGUAGUUUCCCGCCCGGGAUCACCAAGCUCAAGUUUUUGACAGUUUUUAACGGUUACAGCAAUAGCUUUACUGGUCCGUUGCCACAUGGGAUCACUCGGCUUCGGUUUCUCGAAGAGCUCAACCUCGGGGGGAGCUUCUUCAAAGGUGGUAUACCGACGGGUAUUGGAGGUUUGCCGAGAUUAAAGUUUUUACAUUUAGCUGGGAAUCUUUUGCAUGGACCAAUUCCACCUGAGUUAGGCUUUAUGACUAGGCUGGAGCAUUUGGAGAUUGGGUACAAUGAGUUCUCCGGCGGGAUUCCGGUGGAGUUCGGGCUGUUAUCGGAACUCAGAUAUCUAGACGUUGCCUUUGCAAAUUUAUCUGGUCUUCUGCCGCCGGAGCUUGGCAAUUUAACCAUGCUCGAGUCGCUUUUUCUCUUCAGAAACCGAUUUGAUGGUCCAAUUCCGGCGACCUACUCGGAGUUGCGGGCAUUGAAGGUACUUGAUUUGUCAGAUAACCGGCUUUCUGGUCAGAUUGCGGAGGGUUUGUCUUCGUUAAAGGAGAUGAGUUUGUUGAGCUUAAUGAACAACGAUCUAACUGGCGAGAUCCCAGCUGGAAUUGGCGAGCUUCCCAACCUCGAGUCCCUACUGCUUUGGAACAAUUCGCUGACAGGAAAUCUGCCACAAAACCUUGGCUCAAAUGCGAAGUUGCAGAAGCUCGAUGUUUCUUCCAACUCGUUAACUGGUCCGAUUCCACCGAGUCUCUGCCUUGGAAAUCGACUUGCUCGACUCAUUCUUUUUUCCAACAGGUUUGACUCUGAGCUCCCUCCAUCACUUUCAAAUUGCACUUCUCUGUGGAGGUUCCGGAUCGAAGAUAACAGACUGUCCGGCGCCAUCCCUCUCGGUUUCGGUCUCUUGCCUAACCUGACUUACAUGGACCUGAGCAAGAACAACUUCACCGGCGAAAUCCCAAGAGAUCUCGGCAAGUCCGUGAAUUUGGAAUACUUGAACAUUUCCGAGAACUCAUUCAACAGUCCAUUACCGGAUAACAUAUGGAGUGCGCCGAAUCUACAGAUAUUCUCGGCGAGUUUCAGCAAACUCACAGGGAAAAUUCCCGAUUUUAUCGGAUGCCGAAGCCUGUAUAAGCUGGAAAUGGAGGGAAAUUCGCUCAAUGGAAGCAUUCCGUGGGAUAUCGACCAUUGUGAGAAGCUUCUGUCUUUGAAUCUCCGGCAAAAUUUGCUCACUGGGAUAAUCCCGUGGGAACUGUCGACGCUACCGUCCAUCACCGACGUUGAUCUCUCUCGCAACUUCCUCACCGGUACGAUCCCCUCGAACUUCGAUAACUGCAGUACGUUAGAGAGCUUCAAUGUGUCGUUCAAUCUCCUUACUGGUCCUAUCCCGUCUUCCGGCACGAUCUUCCCGAACCUCCAUCCAUCGUCAUUCUUCGGCAACGAGGGCCUCUGCGGUGGAGUGGUCGAGAAACCCUGCGCUUCCGACAGGAUGACGACUGAUGACGCCAGAUUCCAUGAGCAACCCAAGAAGACCGCCGGAGCGAUCGUGUGGAUCAUGGCGGCUGCUUUCGCCAUCGGGCUCUUCGUUCUGAUAGCUGGUAGCCGAUGCUUCCACGCGAAUUACGACCGUCGAUUCGUAGAUGAUCAAAAGGCUGGCCCAUGGAAGCUAACCGCGUUCCAAAGAUUGAGUUUCACGGCGGAUGAUGUGCUAGAAUGUUUAUCAAUGAGCGAUAAGAUAAUCGGGAUGGGGUCCACAGGGACUGUAUACAAGGCAGAAAUGCCAGGUGGCGAGAUCAUAGCGGUUAAAAAGCUGUGGGGUACGCAUAAAGAUACGGUGCGGAGGAGGCGAGGUGUGCUAGCGGAGGUGGAUGUGCUGGGGAACGUGAGACACCGUAAUAUCGUGAGACUACUUGGGUGUUGCAGCAACAACGAGACAACAUUGCUGUUGUACGAAUACAUGCCGAAUGGGAGCUUGGACGACCUACUGCAUGGGAGGAACAAGGGAGAGAAUCUGAUAGCGGAUUGGGUCACCCGGUACAAGAUAGCACUGGGCGUGGCGCAGGGGAUCUGUUACCUCCAUCACGACUGUGACCCUGUUAUCGUGCACCGGGACGUGAAGCCCAGCAACAUUUUGUUGGACGCCGAGAUGGAAGCGAGGGUGGCAGAUUUUGGCGUGGCCAAGUUGAUCCAAACGGACGAGUCCAUGUCGGUCAUUGCCGGGUCGUACGGCUACAUUGCGCCAGAGUAUGCUUAUACAUUACAAGUGGACGAGAAAAGCGAUAUAUACAGCUUCGGGGUGGUGUUGAUGGAGAUACUGAGUGGGAGGAGAUCGGUGGACGCCGAAUUCGGGGACGGCAACAGCAUUGUGGAUUGGGUGCGGUCGAAGAUCAAGAGCAAGGAUGGAGUGACGGAAAUCCUUGACAAGAAUGCCGGUGCAUCAUGCGCUUCCGUGAGCGAAGAGAUGAUGCUGGUUCUAAGAAUAGCAUUGCUCUGCACAAGCCGCAACCCGGCUGACCGACCGUCUAUGAGGGACGUUGUGUCAAUGCUGCAAGAGGCCAAGCCCGAUAGGAAGAUCCCCGGCAGCCAAGGUGACAGCGGCGGUGGUGGUGCUAACUCUGUGCCUCAAAAGUCAGGAUUAGAGUGUUAAUAUUAAUUUUAUGCUUUCUUUUUCAUUAUGGGGGUUGGUAUAGCCGUACAUGAUCAGAAGGAAUUCAAAUUUAGGAUCUUUUUUCCUUCUUUGUUGAUGGAAAUUCUGUUUCAUAAACUAAUUAAUCAUGCAAGUUAGUUUUGGGUUAUUAUUCUAA
Molecule: messenger RNA, 3379 nt
Organism: Nelumbo nucifera (sacred lotus)
Lineage: Eukaryota; Viridiplantae; Streptophyta; Magnoliopsida; Proteales; Nelumbonaceae
Biological process (GO): protein phosphorylation
Molecular function (GO): ATP binding; protein kinase activity; receptor serine/threonine kinase binding
Source: RefSeq, a predicted model, not a curated record